AUGGUCAAGUUCAAUUCCGCCAAUGAUAUUGGAUUCGUGAGGCUGUGUGGCGAGCUGAUCAGAACUUGGCUAAGAAUCCCAAGUUCACCAUAUGCUAUGAAUGAGAAGGAUCGCCAGUGCCUUAAGGACUUAUGGGCGACCGACCUUAAUGACGACAAGACGCGUAUACAGCAGAGUAAGGGUGGCCUGCUGAAAGACUCAUACAUCUGGAUCCUCAAGAAUCCCGACUUCCAGCAAUGGCGUGACAAUCAGGAGAGUCAGCUUCUCUGGAUCAAAGGCGAUCCCGGCAAGGGUAAAACAAUGCUACUUUGCGGUAUUAUUGACGAGCUGAAGAAGUAUAUCACUAAAACAAGUCUUUUGUCCUUCUUCUUUUGCCAGGCCACCGACUCAAGUACCAACAACGCCACAGCUAUUCUUCGUGGCCUUAUCUACCAGGUUGCCACGCAGCGGCCAUCGCUCAUAGCGCACGUGCGGAAGGAGUAUGAUCAUCGAGGUAAAGAUGUAUUUGAAGGUGUGAAUGUCUGGAUUGCCUUGUCUUGUAUCUUUACAAAUAUCCUAGGGGACCAAGUCUUGAAAAACACAAACAACUUCCUGAUUAUUGAUGCUCUCGACGAGUGUAAUACAAACCUGGUGUUGCUUCUUGACUGGAUCGUCCAUACGUCGACAGCGCAUUCAAAUGUCAAGUGGAUAGUAUCCAGUCGCAACUGGCUGAGCAUUGAGGACCACCUUAGUACCGCGAGAGAGGAAGUAAGACUGUCUCUUGAGUUGAAUGGAAAGUCCAUUUCCGCAGCCGUUGCUAUAUAUAUCGAGCAUAUGGUUGAAGAACUGGAGAAGAAAAAGAACUAUGGCAAGGAUACACGGGAAGCUGUCCAGUGUUACUUAUCCUCAAAUGCGAACAAUACCUUUCUCUGGGUUGCCUUGGUUUGUCAAGAGCUCGCAAGCCUAAAAGUCAGACGACAUCACACUAUCUCGAAAUUGCGUGCGUUUCCCCCAGAACUAGAUCACCUAUACAGGCGGAUGUUGGACCAGAUCAGCAAUUCAGAGGAUGCUACACUUUGUAAUCGCAUACUAGCUGUUCUCUCAGUUGUGUAUCGGCCUCUUCUAUUGGACGAACUCGAAUCUUUCAUCGAGCUGCCUGACAGUCUCCCUAAUGAGUCUCUGGGAGAACUCAUUGAGCUUUAUGGUUCUUUCCUAACCCUUCGAGAACGUACCAUUUCAUUUAUCUAUCAGUCUGCCAAGGACUUUUUAGUCCAGAAGCCGUCGAAGGAGAUUUUCAAAUCUGGGAUAAAAAAUAAGCACUAUACCAUCUUCUCGCGAUCACUACAAGUAAUGUUCAAAACUCUUCGGCGUGACAUUUACAACUUAAGGGCUCCAGGAUUGCCUAUCAGCAAGAAGCUUCAUUCACUAAAUGAGAGAGAUCUGAAAUCAGACAAGUAA
This is a messenger RNA of Paracoccidioides lutzii Pb01, 1437 nucleotides long. RefSeq lists its product as hypothetical. The transcript has 2 exons. The record is from RefSeq and is a predicted model, not a curated record. Bases 1 to 1437 code for a protein of 478 amino acids.